This is a messenger RNA of Letharia columbiana, 564 nucleotides long. RefSeq lists its product as uncharacterized. The coding region runs from base 1 to 564 and encodes 187 amino acids. The record is from RefSeq and is a predicted model, not a curated record. NCBI's taxonomy places the organism in Eukaryota, Fungi, Ascomycota, Lecanoromycetes, Lecanorales, Parmeliaceae. The transcript has 2 exons.
AUGCCCGCAGGCCUGGCAAGAUCAGUCCUCAAAAGAUAUCACCAAUUCUUUCGUAAUGACAUUAUCCGGCGCCAAAAAGAACAAGAGCGAACCGAUCUCGGCUCGCAAGUUUGGUUCUCCUGCGAUCAAACGGCUGGCGAUCUAUCUCAUUGGGCCUUCAUUGUGCACGACCUCGUUGAGAAUUCUUUCACCAAGUAUGAGCUCUGUAAGGUCCGGAGUGGCAAUGUGAAAAGAGAUGACAUGCACUUUUCGGAAACCGUGGAUGGCCGCGACGGAAAUCGUUACCAUUUCCGCUCGAAGCCCAUUCUUCUUAACCUAGACAUCCGCAAGAAGCACAUCCUUGAAACCGGUUACCCGGAAGACGGAAGCUUCCAUAUUGGUCUGAUCGGCUGGACGCACAUGACCAGAGAAGGCAUCGACGGUAUCGGCGAUAGUAUCAUGAAGGAUUUUGGCAAAUAUACGCUACUCUGGAACAAUUGUCAGAGGUUCCUGAGGAAACUCUACGAGGGGCUCCGCAACAAGCAAGCACCUGAGGCAGCCGAUUAUUUGUGGUUCCGGAAGUAA